Molecule: messenger RNA, 1390 nt
Organism: Brassica napus (rape)
Lineage: Eukaryota; Viridiplantae; Streptophyta; Magnoliopsida; Brassicales; Brassicaceae
Product: probable NAD(P)H dehydrogenase (quinone) FQR1-like 1
Exons: 2
Coding region: 774-1217 (147 amino acids)
Molecular function (GO): NAD(P)H dehydrogenase (quinone) activity; FMN binding
Source: RefSeq, a predicted model, not a curated record
UUUCGGAAUUAAGAAUAAUCAGAAGAAAAAUAUCGUGUAUGUAGAGCAAAUCAUUUUCUCCUUACGAAAUGCUCAACAAAUGUUGGAUCAUCAAGUAAUCGAUCGGUCAAGUUUGAUUGAUCCGUGAUCUGGACGUGUAGUGUCUCAUCGUAUAGUAUGAUUUUUAUAUUGCGAAUCGAAGAUUUUAGCUAUGGUUUAAUGGCUGAUCUUUGCAAUUCGCGACAGUAAUUGAAUAGUUUUCGUUGUUUGGUGAUUUUAAAUUGUAAUCCCUGUGUAUGUGUAGAACAUCGAUGAUGAUACUCUUGUGAUGAGUUUGAAUUUGAAAUAAUGCUAUUUAGGAUGAGUGAGCCUCCCUUGUUCUCUUUAGUGGUUUUUAUUAAAAUCAUAAUUCUAGGCUACAAUGAGAGACAGGGUUUAGAACUGAUUAUCAAAAUCUUUGAAACAGACUUGGGGUUGAAGUUAGAAACUAUAGUUCUUAUAUGUCUGAAAGAAUGGGGGAUACAUAUUUCUAGAUUUUAACAAUGUUUAUUUCACUGAUGCGUGUUUUCUGCAGCUACGUACAUUAAUUUUAACCUGCAUUAUUACUUUGGCAUAUUCUCAUCUCUUUGUGUGUGUUAAUUAAAGACAAUGUGUGCUUCUUUGAGUUCAUAUCAUUAAACCUAAAGUUUGCUUGACUCUCUAUCCUCUCAAAGAAAGAAGAAGACAUUAAUACUGAAAGCAUCGAGCUAAGUGUUUGUUCUUGACAGACGCUCCCAGAAGAUGUGCUCUCUAAGAUGAGUGCACCGCCAAAGAGUGAUGCUCCUCUUAUCACCCCCAACGAUCUUGCCGAGGCUGAUGGCUUUGUCUUUGCCUUCCCAACAAGGUUUGGUAUGAUGGCUGCUCAGUUCAAGGCCUUCUUAGAUUCAACUGGUGGCCUCUGGAGGACUCAGCAACUCGCCGGUAAGCCAGCUGCCGGAAUCUUCUACAGCACCGGGUCUCAAGGUGGCGGUCAAGAAACCACCGCAUUAACUGCCAUUACUCAGCUGGUUCAUCACGGUAUGAUAUUUGUCCCGAUGGGAUACACGUUUGGUGCUGGUAUGUUUGAGAUGGAGAAGGUGAAAGGUGGAAUCCCGUACGGUGCAGGAACAUUCGCAGGAGACGGGUCGAGACAGCCAACGGAAGUCGGAAUUGGAGUUGGAGCAAGCAUUCCACCAGGGGAAGUACAUUGCCGCCAUUAGUAAGAAGCUCAAGGGACCUGCUGCUGCUUAGAUUCUCUCUGAAAAGAUGAAUUCUAUUAUAUUCUUGAUUCUUUGAUUCUACAAUUUGGUAUUUUGUGAUUUUCUCGUUUUGGAAUGAUCUAACAUCGAAAUGAGUUACUUCAGCUCACAGCAAUAAAAAACUAUUGCUUUGA